AUGGCCCAAACUGUAGCACGCAUUCGUUGCAGCGAAUGUCCUCAGCUGUCCGACGCAUGCUACCUAGACGCAGCCGCCGCGCCUCCUUUUCCGUCUGGCCUAGUCAAAACCGUGGCGGAGGAUCUCUCGAGCAAGCUCUUAUCCAACCCACAUUCGAAGUCGCCCUCUGCCAUCUCAACUGCAGACCAGAUCGCGUCUAUUCGCCUGCGUGUCAUGCGAGAGCUGUUCGGCAUCCAAGACACACACAACUGGCAUCUCAUCUUUACCUCAGGCGCGACAGCCAGCCUCAAGCUCGUCGGCGAAUCUUUUGAGUGGGCAUCGCUCGCGAAAUCAAGAAUUGGCAAGCCAGGAUUUGCAUACCUGCUCGAGAGUCACACCAGCGCGGUUGGUAUCCGUGACCUGGCGGCGCGUGCAGGCGUUGCCAGUUCCAGCUUCACUGAAGACGAUGCGAUCGAUGUCGAGGAAGAUGGAUUGGUGGUGCUACCUCUGCAGUGCAAUGCCACUGGAAGGAGGUACGACAACCUGAUGAAGCGGGUUUGUCGCUCAAGAGACGGCCGCGGGCUCACGAUGAUCGACGCAGCCUCAAUUCUGUCUUCAUCUCAGAGACUUGACUUGUCACGACUGUCGCCUGAAGAGACGCCAGACAUGUUCGCUUUCUCCUUCUACAAGAUAUUCGGGUACCCCACCGGUAUCGGAGGUUUGCUCGUCAAAGCUUCCGCUGCACCUCAACUUCGCAGCAAGACGUACUGUGGUGGUGGCACAGUCGACUCGAUCAUUUCCGAGACUCGAUGGACGAAACCGAAGAAGGACCUCGAAGCAAGAUUUGAGGAUGGCACGGUCAACUUUCACGGUAUAUUGGCCGUCGCCAAGGCCAUGGACUACUAUCAACAAACCUUCGGGUCUUGGGAUCUGCGAAGAGACUACGUGGCUGGACUUCGCAGCAGUCUGUUCCAAGCUAUGCAGAACAUGAGACACGGUAACGGCAAUCCAGUUGUCAAGCUCUACGUCGGAUUGAACACAGAAGGAGAUUCCGGUCCGAUCAUCAACUUCAACAUCCUCACCGCCGACGGUUCCGUCGUACCACCACAAGAGGUCGAUCGCCUGGCAAGCAUCAGCAACAUCCAUCUCCGAAUGGGGCGACACUGCAAUCCCGGCUUCGUCACGUCUCAGCUAGGUGUGACGGCCGCUCAGCUGAAGCAAGAAUACGCCGACGGUGUGGGCUGUGACGAUGCUGGAGAUGCCAGCAGCUCCAAAGUAUCCGCAUCGCUUCGAGCCAGCUUGUGUCUUCUCAACACUGAUGAGGACAUUGAGCGGCUUGUCGGCUUUAUCGCGCGAUUCUUCCUCUCUUCAUCUCCAUCGUCGCCACACAGCUCGAGCACUGAUCACAGCAAGAACGUUCUGGAACGACGCUUCGAAUUGGCCAACAUCACGGUGUAUCCGAUCAAAUCAUGCUCUGGUCAGAAUCUCUCACCGGGCGAAAGGUGGAAGCUGACGCAGCACGGACUCGAGUUCGACCGAGAAUGGAUCGUUAUGAAUCUAGCAAACGGAAAGGCGCUCUCGCAGAAGCGCUUCCCCAAGAUGGCGCUCAUUCGACCACGCAUUGAUCUUCGCGCUCGUACCAUGAUCAUGAGUAUUGCUGGGACGACGCAGACAUUCAACUUGGAUCUGGAUGACGAGACUCAAUAUACCGACGAUACAUCCGACCUUCAGAAGGCUGAGAUCUGCGGCGUCGAAGUUCGACCACGAGCGCACAAGAGCGCACGACUGCGUUCCAUGCUGACCGACCUGCUCGGCGUCUCAUGCACCUUGGCAAGGCAAGCCAUCGACGUCAGACGUCACUCGAAACUCGACGCUGGUAGCGACAAGAUACCCCUCAUCUUCAGCAACGAGUCGCCGUUCCUGCUCAUCAACUCUGCCAGUGUCGACAGAGUCAGCGAGUGGAUCGAACAGGACACGGUGUCCUCGACCUCUCCUGGGAUGGAAGAGCUGGCCUCCGACUCGGGCUACUCCUCAGCCACACACGUCGAAGACAAGGACAAGCAAGUCGGAGUUCAAGCUCAAGCUGCCAGCUUCCGCGCCAACUUCCUGCUUUCUCCCGCGAACGGCGAGGGGGUGUUCUUUGCAGAGGAUGGAUUCAGCAGAGUGGUGCUGGGAGGCAAGCACGUGUUUGGUGUGCUGGGAGAGUGCAGAAGAUGCCAGAUGGUCUGCGUCGAUCAAGUCACCGGCGAAGUCAAGCCGCAGACGCUGAAGACAUUGGCAAAGCAUCGAAGGAACGCGAAAGGAAGGAUCAUUUUUGGAAGUCAUUUGGCUUGGCUGCCUGAUCUGACGCAUGACGAGGUCGAGCAGGGUAGCGAGGAGGCAGCUCAGGUGUGGAUUGGGAUGCAGGUCGUCGCUACCUAG
Kalmanozyma brasiliensis GHG001 is the source of this 2400-nucleotide messenger RNA. RefSeq names its product MOSC, N-terminal beta barrel. The coding region runs from base 1 to 2400 and encodes 799 amino acids. The transcript has a single exon. Gene Ontology annotation, biological process: Mo-molybdopterin cofactor biosynthetic process. NCBI's taxonomy places the organism in Eukaryota, Fungi, Basidiomycota, Ustilaginomycetes, Ustilaginales. The record is from RefSeq and is a predicted model, not a curated record. Gene Ontology annotation, molecular function: pyridoxal phosphate binding; molybdenum cofactor sulfurtransferase activity; molybdenum ion binding.